Messenger RNA from Cladocopium goreaui, 1512 nucleotides. The record is from the annotation of a GenBank genome assembly. NCBI's taxonomy places the organism in Eukaryota, Dinophyceae, Suessiales, Symbiodiniaceae.
GAUUCGGCCAAUCCCGAAGAGAGCUCCUUGGAUGCAUUCGCUUCCCACGCAGCGACCUGGGCGAAGCAGUGCUUGGCUUUUCGGAGUUCCAAGACUUGGAGUCCCACCAGGCCUUGUUGCCCUGCAAAUGUCUUCUUGGGCUCUGCAAACGGAACACCAUCUCCGCCACCGGCAGAUGCACCAGCAUGCGUGCUGCGUCUCACUGGACAUGGCUUGCGGUGCUUGCAGCGCUUUCACGAAAAGCAGGGCUUGCACAGCAUGACGUUCCAGAGUCAGGCAGAGGCAUCUCAGACGCCCCGGAACAUGUCGCCACAAGAGCCCCCACUAGAUUGCGACUUGAGCAUGCAGGACUACAAGGUCCGCGGCCUGGAUUGCAUGAAGAUGUGGCCUUGGAUGAGGGAUCUGCCCACUUCUGUUUGGGCUGGUCAUGGUUGGGCUUUUGAUGAGAACGGGCUCCGACGGCUCUCAUCCUCAGGCGGCAGCCAUGCCAUGCAAGGCGUGGAAGUCUUCGAAUCUGUAGGUCUUGCAGCAGAGGAGGUGAAACCUUCAGACGAAAAGAUCAAAGAAGAAGCCCCAAUCGCAGUGGCCGCUGCAGAGAAUCCACCACCAACUUGUGAGGAGCAGAAGCCAGCUCGGUUCAUGAAAAAAAACUUGGCGAAGCAAAGCGGCAUUCCAAACAUCCGCUGGAACAUCCUUUGUGCCUGGGAAGUCAAAUUUCCCAAAGUUGAUUCAAAAGGAAAACGGAGCGGGUGGACAAAUCGAAAGUUUUCAGUGAAAAAGUUCAUGGGCCCAGGCAUCUCCGAGGCCCAGGCCGACGCAGCAGCUCUCGAGGCCGCCAAGGCCUUCCGUGCAGAGUUGGUGGAGAAGGGCAUCCUCAGCGAGCCGAAGCCGCUGGACCCAAACUUCACCAGCGAAGUGCCGGGGGUGCAGUGGCACAAAAGGAUCCAAAAGUGGCAGGUGGAGAUCAAUUUGAAGUCUGACCAGAAGAAGAUCUAUGGCGGCUACUUCACCGAGAAGGCGGUGGCCGAGGCCAAGGCCUUGGAGCUCGUGGAGAAGGCCGGCCUGCAGCGCCAGGUGAAGCCCGUGGCCACUCUGUCGGAGCUGCCGGUGUUCCACCCCAAGGUGCCGUACGCAGGGGUGAUUUGGAGCCAGGCUGAGCAGCAGUGGCAUGCAAAAUGCAAUGUUGGCGGUGCUCAGCAAAAUUUCAGGGUGAGGCCCAAGGACCACUCGGAGGCGGAGCUGGAGCGUUCCUUCCAAGUUGCCGUGGCAUGGAAGAAGAAGCAGGAGAAGGAGAAGGAGAAAGAAAGCAAGGCUGUGAAGUCCAAGGUGAAGCCUGGGAGGAACCAGCGAAAGUGAGUGCAAAAGGUGCAUGGCUCAGUUUCUGAAGCCCCGCCCCGUACAGACAAUCCUCACCUGACAUGUUUGCAAAAAAAGCAAGAGAGCCUUUCUUCCCAUUUGUUCGUUUGCAAUCACACUGGGAAGAUCCUGUUCUGCACACUUGAGCUCAAGUCC